AUGUCGUCAAUUCUAGAUCAGCUUAUGACCUCCGAGGCAGAUGGCGGCCCCAUGCUGGGUAGCUCUCAGCGGUCUGACGCCCCGCCAACGAGCUCCCGCCUCCCGCUGGCCUCGGAGAGCAAUGCACCCAUGAGCGAGGCACCAGAAUUUGCCGAUGAUCAGGUUGUCGGUGCUGGGAGCAGGUCGUCCCGGCGUCCUCGACACCCUAUGUACGGUGCAGGACCACCCCCCGUUCGCGAUGUAGCCGGUGAAAAGGUGCAGCAGGCCUUUGAAGAAUUGCUAGAAACGCACGUUGAAGACCCCAUGUCAUCCGGCGCUCCUCCCACAUCAUCGGAGAUGCUCAGUGAUAAAUACUAUAUCUCCCAGAUUCACGGAAUGCAAAAACUACAGCUCUCUACCCUCUACGUCGACUUUACCCACCUCAGCUCGAACCAAGUACUGGCCGAUGCAAUUGUAAAUCAAUACUACAGAUUUCAGCCUUAUCUCACAAAGGCGCUACAUAAUUUGAUUGCAAAAUACGAGCCUCAGUAUUUCCGUGCGCAUAAACAGCUUGGAAGUCAUUCGUCGCAGGCCGGGACUUCAACUGUAGCUCUCGAUAGCACAGAACCGGACUCUCUAGCCGGGAAGACCAGGUACCAGCAAACUGAUAAAGUGUUUACCCUGGCGUUCUAUAAUCUUCCACUCGUCUCGCGACUUCGACAACUGCGAACGGCACAGAUUGGAACGCUUUCCUCCAUAUCAGGAACGGUCACAAGGACGUCUGAAGUACGUCCAGAACUUGCACUGGGAACAUUCAUUUGUGGGAACUGUAACAAUGUGUGCCCGGAUAUCGAACAAAGUUUCAAAUUUACAGAGCCUACCCAGUGUACAAGUGCUACAUGUGGUAACCGUAUCGGAUGGCGCCUGGAUAUAAGGAAAAGCACUUUCGUUGACUGGCAGAAGGUCAAGCUGCAAGAGUCAGCACAUGAGAUACCCACUGGCAGUAUGCCCAGGACGAUGGAUGUAAUCUUACGCGGAGAGAUGGUUGACCGUGCAAAGGCCGGUGAAAGGUGUAUCUUUACCGGGAUGCUUGUUGUGAUUCCAGAUAUCAGCCAAUCAGGCCUACCUGGCGUUCGGCCCGAAGCAACUAGAGACUACGGAAAUUUCCGAGGCGGUGACGUUGGCGGCAAUGGCGUCAGCGGUCUGAAAUCACUUGGUGUGAGAGAUCUCACAUAUCGCCUUGCGUUCCUUGCAUGCAUGGUGACACCUGAUUUGUCUACCCCUGGCCAGUCGUCAAACCAGAACUUAACUGGCCAGGCUCCAAAUAUCCUGUCUUCAUUGAACCAGGUUGAGGCUCCAGAUGAUGUUGAAGAGGAGGCACAAACUGCUCUGCUUCACUCGUUAACCCCUUAUGAAGUCCAGGACCUAAAGCAGAUGGUGCAUUCUGACUACAUAUAUGCCCGACUAAUUGAUUCAAUCGCUCCUAUGAUUUAUGGUCAUCAUCAGAUCAAAAAGGGCUUACUCUUGCAAUUAGUCGGCGGAGUAAGCAAACGAACAGUAGAGGAAUCGAUGCAGCUUCGAGGUGAUAUAAAUAUCUGUAUUGUUGGUGACCCAUCUACCAGCAAAAGUCAAUUUUUGAAAUACAUUUGUAAGCUACAUCCGCGUGCAGUUUAUACCAGUGGUAAAGCAUCAUCUGCCGCCGGUCUUACUGCUGCUGUCGUUAAAGAUCCCGAAACUGGAGAAUUUACGAUUGAAGCUGGUGCCCUGAUGCUUGCAAACGGCGGUGGAAUUUGCGCUAUCGAUGAGUUCGACAAGAUGGAUAUAAGCGACCAGGUUGCUAUCCACGAAGCCAUGGAACAGCAAACUAUUUCAAUCGCCAAAGCCGGAAUUCACACUACUCUUAAUGCGCGAGCAAGUAUCCUGGCUGCCGCAAACCCUAUAGGAGGAAGAUAUAAUCCCAAGACUACUCUCCGAGGAAAUCUUAAUUUCAGCGCUCCUAUCAUGAGUCGAUUCGACCUUUUCUUUGUUAUUCGAGAUGACCCUAAUGAGGCAGUGGACAGAAACCUUGCAGAUCACAUUGUAAAUGUCCAUAUGAACCGAGAUGAUGCUGUUAAACCUGAAUUAUCCACAGAGCAGCUACAGAGGUAUAUCCGGUUUGCGCGAACAUUCCGUCCAGUCUUUACCGAAGAGGCUAGAGCUCUGGUUGUGGAGAAAUAUAAAGAGCUCCGAGCGGACGAUGCACAAGGAGGCAUGGGCAGAAGCAGCUACAGGAUCACUGUGCGACAACUAGAGAGUUUGAUUCGAUUAUCUGAGGCUGUGGCUAAAGCCAAUUGUGUGGAAGAGGUCAUUCCCAGCUUUGUGAAGGAAGCAUACGACUUGCUGAGGCAGAGUAUCGUUACCGUGGAGAAAGACGAUGUUGACGUUGACGAUGAGGAGGUACCUCCUGCGGCAGCCAACCAACCCGAUACUGAGGACCACAACAUGAUGGAUGAGGAUGAGAAUACGCAACAAAACGCCGAUGCCCCACAAGCCAACGGUGAGAAUCGAUCUCAGAAGGUGAAGAUAACUUACGAUAAAUACAUGCGUGUCCUAAAUGUUCUUGUUCGCCGUGUUAAUGAUGACGAGAACCGGAGCGGAGAAGGUGUUGAAGAAGAGGAUCUCAUCCUUCAUUAUCUUGAGCAAGUCGAGUCCGAGCUGAACAAUGAAGAAGAGCUAGAGCAAGAGCGAUCUUUGGUGACGAAGAUAUUGAGGAGGAUGGUCAAGGAUAACAUCCUUAUGCAAAUACGUGGAGAUGGGCUGAUGGAGACUGAUGGCGGAGAACAGCCUGCGGAGGAACCUAAAGUGGUAUAUGUCCUGCACCCGAACUGUGCAGUGGAGGAGAUGUAA
This is a messenger RNA of Trichophyton benhamiae CBS 112371, 2865 nucleotides long. RefSeq lists its product as uncharacterized. The coding region runs from base 1 to 2865 and encodes 954 amino acids. NCBI's taxonomy places the organism in Eukaryota, Fungi, Ascomycota, Eurotiomycetes, Onygenales, Arthrodermataceae. Gene Ontology annotation, cellular component: nucleus; MCM complex. The transcript has 4 exons. Gene Ontology annotation, molecular function: single-stranded DNA binding; single-stranded 3'-5' DNA helicase activity; ATP binding. Gene Ontology annotation, biological process: double-strand break repair via break-induced replication; DNA replication initiation; mitotic DNA replication. The record is from RefSeq and is a predicted model, not a curated record.